AUGGUUUCCCUUAAGCUCGCCGCCGUGGCCUUUGUGGCUCUGUCCAUGGUGAUCAGAGUGACCGCGAUGGGGCCCGACCCAGGACCAGAGCCUGAAGCUGACCCACCUGUUCCUGAAGCUGUCCCACAUGCUCCUGAUGCAGACCCACAUGCUCCUGAUGCAGACCCACAUGCUCCUGAUGCAGACCCACAUGCUCCUGAAGCCCGAAAGUGUGUGCUUUUACGCAACUAG
Messenger RNA from Knipowitschia caucasica, 231 nucleotides. The record is from the annotation of a GenBank genome assembly. NCBI's taxonomy places the organism in Eukaryota, Metazoa, Chordata, Actinopteri, Gobiiformes, Gobiidae.